This is a messenger RNA of Dreissena polymorpha, 1992 nucleotides long. RefSeq lists its product as uncharacterized. Gene Ontology annotation, molecular function: protein binding. The coding region runs from base 223 to 1956 and encodes 577 amino acids. Lineage: Eukaryota; Metazoa; Mollusca; Bivalvia; Myida; Dreissenidae. The record is from RefSeq and is a predicted model, not a curated record. The transcript has 3 exons.
CGUGGGAGCAUAAUGUUUGUCAAUACAUGCAUGUAUUUACAAAGUAGUUUUAUAACCUGACUGAUGACUCACUUUCUUGGAAGCUAUUGACCAUGGCCAUGCUGGUUGAACGAGCUAUUUAUAAAGACAUGACAUUAACGUGUACACAAAAUAUGAAACAAUUAUAACGGCCGAAAUGUUUUUAAAUUUGAAUAUUGCGUUUAACGAGGUUUUGACAAACUGAUGCUUACAGACAUGGAUAACACAGGAAUGGUCGAGCUAAGAGCGAAUACACGACUUCGUGAGCAUCUUUAUGAGCAGGCGGUUACUAAAUCCGAGUUUUGUGAUGUAACACUCGAGUUUGGGUCGCCGAAUAGAAUGAAGCAAACGGGAGCCCAUUGGUGUGUCUUGGUGCAUUGUCCCUAUUUUGAAUACAUGUAUCGUUUUUACGGCAAUAAACAAGAUACGGUUCGUGUGUACGACGAACACAUCGAAGCGAUUGACACUGCCAUUAAGUUUCUGUAUACAGUAAAUGCUACUUUUGAAAUUGACACUGUCGGAGAUGUCUUAAGUAUAGGACAAUAUUUUCAGAUGAGCGAAUUGUUAGAUAGUUGUGCAAGUUACCUUGCAAAUUUACGACGAUGUGAACAUAACUGUAUUAAAAUAUUUUUCAUAGCACGACAUUUCAAACUGCCAAUGUAUGAAGAUAUUGUCACGUACAUCAUCACCAAUCUAAUAUUUGUCAUUGAAUAUUCGCCCAACGGCCGGAAAAUAACAAGUACAGUCAUCAAAGAACUGAUCGGCCACAAGUCAGCGUGUACCAUAAGACCAUUUGUGUUGCGCAAUUUUUGUCGUAAAUGGCGAAAUUACGAUGAACAUAAUCGUCAUCGGGAAUACCUAGACUUGAUGGCUUUGCUGACAAACUUGACGACACUUUCAUGUGUUUCGAACACAGUGAUCACUGAUGUGAAAACACUUGAGGUUCUUAUGGUCAUAGCCAACAAACCAAGGAGUAUAUACGCGUAUGUUGUGGAAGAAGACCGAUGGAAGUUUGUAACGAAAUUGCCUUCGGCUUUAAGUCAAAGCUCUUUCUGGCGUGACGAAACAACUUUACUUGCAGUUGACCCGCAUGGGAAAUAUGCCUUUGCUUUGAAAAAUGAGUACACAAAAUCAUAUGUUAGUAAUAAUAUAAGCGUACGCAUUCACAAAUAUGAUUUGAACAGUGAGUCUUGGUCAGAACACAACCCGUCAUUGGUUUUCAAUGACUCAAACAUUAUACAAAUGCAAGUGAAUCGUGUAAUGUGGUUAAAUGGAAAGCUGCAUUUGGUAAUCACGACAUUAAAUGUUAUUUCAAAGCCGAAAAGAAUUAUGUUAUUGACAUGGAAGGAAGAAACAGGGACAUUUACAAAGUCGUUCCUUUUUAGAUUCAAUCCGCGCUCAACUGCCUUGGAAGAUGUUAACUCGUGCAUCUUAAACAACAAUUACAUCAGUGUAGUGUGCAGUGUCAAACGCUGUUCCGAAAGAGAAAUAAAACUUGUUGUGCAAGAUGUGAAGUCCAAGGAAGUUAAACUACUAAGGCCAGUAAGUAAAGAAGUGUAUGAUGGGAAAGCCUGCAAACUUCUUACAUUUCCAAACAACGAUGAUGUUUGUAUCGCCACUCUAGACAGUCCAUGGUAUACAAUUGUCAACGUAAAUACUGGAAAACUUGUACACAUUACCGAUUGGUUGUUCAAGGAACCAAAACAAGCUUUGUACACUCAAAUGGGUCGUUUCAUUUCGGGAAAUUUCGAGAAAUCCGUGUUCGUACUGGACAGUGAAAGUAAUCGGGGUUUUCAAUUUUAUUAUGGAUCGAAAACCUGGUAUAGAAUUCCAACCCUUGAGUACAAAGUUUGUAGUGGUGCGAUUGUUCAAGCCACCUUACCGUCAACUAUGCUGCAUAAAUUAUCUGACACUCUAAAGUGUGAAUGUAAACUUUAGGAAUUGUUAUGAAUAUGUACAACAAAUCCAACCAAA